Ostrea edulis (European flat oyster) is the source of this 4571-nucleotide messenger RNA. RefSeq names its product arrestin domain-containing protein 2-like. The transcript is spliced from 8 exons. Gene Ontology annotation, biological process: protein transport. The coding region runs from base 582 to 1835 and encodes 417 amino acids. Gene Ontology annotation, cellular component: cytoplasm. The record is from RefSeq and is a predicted model, not a curated record. NCBI's taxonomy places the organism in Eukaryota, Metazoa, Mollusca, Bivalvia, Ostreida, Ostreidae.
CAUGCGCAUAGGAUUAGAUGUUUUCCAUUUUGUAAAUAUAUCAAGUUCGGGAAUCAGUUUAAAAGAACAAAUAACUAUAGUAACACAAGAUAUAAUGCUGUUUUCUUGACUGUCCGAAAUAUCACACCCGUCCGAAAUGUCAACACUCUCCCCUAUCAUUGAAAUUUGACUUCAUCUUCUGGUUAUCAUGGUUAUAGUACUAAAUUGCACUCUUACAUAUUUCGUAUCCCUGUUGAAAGAUUGUCAUGGAUGAUGUAAUUAGCGGGAAUAUCCACAAGAUCACUACUUUAUUUGUGUCCUUCACUCCUGUACAAGAGUGUGCAAAGUUAUGAGAUUUGUGAGCUGCUGAAGACUUUGGACCACUUCUUGCAUUUGUUAUAAACUGAUAAUUUUUUUUUUUUUUUUUUACAUUUGACAGAGUUUGUAGUGUAAUUGUGAAGAUGGCUAUGCAUACACAAACAUACAUAUAAAUGGAAUAUAUGGGAUACACCUGCUAUUCCAUAUCUGUUUCUGUCAUAGAACAUAUGUAAACAUGGUAAAUACUGAAGGAUGGUGGCAAGCAACUAAGAAUUAAACAGGAAAUGAAAAUACAGAGAUUUGAGAUUCAUGUGGACGGUCAGACAAGUAGGAAUAUAGUAAUUACUUCAGGCACAGAUUUGAGGGGAACCGUGCAUGUAAAUGUGUCUCAGUCGCUCAAAGUGCAGAGUAUAAGUCUAGAUGUGUCAGGAAAAGGAAAGUGUAAGUUUGAUCGUAGGUCCGACAAUGACAAGCGGGAGUUCACUGCUAAAGAAACUUACGUCAACUACAGACUCUAUCUUUUUGGAGGUUCUCAAACCCAGGCUCAAACACUAGAGGCGGGAGAUCAUGUAUACCCAUUUGUUAUCCCCCUAACUACUGCAGGAGAACUCCCAUCAUCGUUUGAGGGUAGGAAAGGCUAUGUGCGUUACACCCUUCUGGGUCAGAUAGCUCGACCGUGGAAGGCAGAUGAGACCAUUGUUCUACCAUUUACUGUCAUCAAUCACCUGGACCUGAAUGAAUUUCCUGAUGCGGUGAUGCCCAUCAUGCAGUACAGAAGACAGGAGAUUACAGGGUGCUGUUGCUCAGAAGGGGAGAUAAUUGCUCAAAUGAAAGUGAACAAGUCAGGCUUCGUCCCUGGGGAACCCAUUGUUGUGGAGAUGGACAUCAAUAACAAAAGCGAGACUCCUGUUCAGGCCUGGACUGUUGAACUUAUCCAGGAUGUGAACUAUACAGGAUUUUCAAACAGUUUGUUUUCCUCUGGGAAUCCAAAGUUUAAAACCAAGAGUGAAACGUACCCUCUGUACGUGAAUCAAUCACUGGCUGUAGACAAGGGGCAGCACCAGAUCUUCACCAGAGCAAUGCCUGUCCCUUCCCUUCCUCCCUCCUACUUAAAAGGGUGCAACAUUAUCGACAUCCAGUAUACACUCUCUUUUAAGAUAUCGACUGGCUGGAACACUAUUGCCCUGGACAAUAGGGUAAUUAUAGGGAGUAUCCCUGUCAGGAAUGUGACCGCUCAGAUGACCCAAGCCAUACCCACUGCCCCCGAGAUCCAGGAUUAUCUCCCACCUACAGGCAACCAAGACUUCAUGCACAAUAAUCUCUAUCCAGAUGCCCCUCCAUCCUAUUCAGAGUGUGUGUCUGGUCCAGUGACACAAGAAGGAGGAGAGGAUGAGGAUGACAAUUCUGCCCCUCUUGCUGGCUGGACCCCUGCCUACCCAGUUUAUGACUACACAGCUCAGACCAAUCAAGUGAAUGCAUCAAUGCCUCCUACUGCUCCACCAGCCUACGACGAGAUACAGUUCUCCAACAUCAGAUAACACAGCAUUCUAUUUACAUUUGAUUUUAAAUGUUGUAUGACUGCUUAGACUUCUUUUAAUUUGAAAUUAAAGCAACAUGACUGCCUGUGUUCACAAAGUCAAGUUGAUAAUUCAGUCCAAAGUUAAAACCAUAUUUACGUUUUUGCUUGAUUACACCUGCUUGUGAUGUGUAGUACGUGAAGAAAACACAAGGUAAAGCAAUGAAAUAGUCUUGGUUUACCACACCAAAAGUAAAACAAAGUUUAAUGAAUAUUCAAAUAUUCAUGGUGGAAAAAAACUCACUGAACACAUGCAGUUGUAUAGUCAGCCACUCUAUAGAUAUUAUACAAGUUGAGUCUGUCAGAGUUUGUAGCAUGUGACUGUGUACCUGCUUGUUGACGUAAUGGACAACACUUAGUAGUUGACGUAAUGGACAACACUUAGUGGUGCUUAAUUAGGUUUCAGAUGGUCUGCAAAUGCUUAAGCAGGACAUGAGAUCAUAUGAUUUCUCAUAGAGGAGUGAAUGUGAUCACAUGGUCCUGAAAGUGUUCUUUUCUGAGCAUUGAUUGUGAAGGAUUUUUUGAUAAACCAAGGAAAUGAAAACUGUUCAUCAUGUCGCUUUAAGGUUGAUUAUCAUAAGACAGAGACAAACAUACAAGAGGAAGUCUGACAGAUUGUUGAUUUAUUGUGUACUAGUCUAUGUAUUUUUUAAAUGUCAUUGGUUGAUUUCAUUUAUACAACGAUGGCUGAUUUUAGAGGUGUUUUUUUUUCUCUCCACAGAAUUUUACAUACAUGUAAAAUGCUUCUGCUUAUUUGAAGUUUUAUAUUAUGUUUUGUUGGCCAUGGUUAUUCAUGAUAUAUUUAAUGAACUGCUGGUUUUAUCAUUUUGUAAAAUUCAUUGUGUGAGACAUUAAAUGGUUUUGGGUUUUUACAUUUUUAUAACUCAUCGAAAGAUUCAAGAUUGAUCCCAUUAUUUGCAUUAAAGGUAAAACUAUACAUCUCACCUUAACAUUGAGUUAAUAUGCAUAUACAAGGCUGUUCCAAAAUAUAUGUAGACAUUCAAUGUCAUUCUAUUUUACCUCCAUAAUCGGAGAUUCAGGGGCAAAUAAUUUUUGGUCUAUACAUGUAUCUGUUUGUCUAUAAAAACUUUAACCUUGGCCAUAACUUUUGAAUGGGUGGUGAUAGGGCUUUCAUAUAAAUUUCACAUGUGUUUUUCUUGUGACAAUACCUUUCUUUUCGGACCAAAAUAUUUGACCUCGGCCAUUAGUAUUUCACAUACACUUCUUGUUUUCCCCUUUUUUUUGGCAUCUGCGUCUGGUUAUUACCUAUUUUGGCAGGUGCACUUCCCAAAAUAAAUGAAACGGAGGACAAGGCUUUUUUUAAUAAAUGCAGAAAUGACCGAUAUGGAGCAUGACCACAUUUUUGUAUUAGUCUUAAUCACCACACAGUAUUCUAUCAUGACACCAUUAUCUGAGCAGGAAAAUAUUACAAUUUUGUGUUUGUUUAUACCGUAUAUACCAAAUUUUGACGUAAAAUUUGAAUUGGUUACAAAGAUGUCAUUCCUAAUUUCUUUAGAAUAUCUUUGAAAACGACUUGCUUAGUGAAGAUUAAUGACAAUAUUUCGUGUUUCACUUGGGGAAACACUAUAUGAAUCUAAAAUGAUGCUAAAUGAAAUAUAUAUAGGUUUGAAACUGCUUUUACCGUCUAUUAGUCGCAUUUACACAAUAGACGGGUUAGAUUACGUAACAAGAUCAAAAGUGGCCAAAUUCAAUCCGAGAUGUUUAUGGGUGGAUUCAGCAAAAUGGUCUGUACAGUACUAUGUCAGAUGUAGAGGGGAUUCCUUACGUUUUGAAUAGGUGUGAAACAUCGUUUGUCCAAAGACAUCGAUGACAUUCGUUUAAAGCAGGCCGAGAUCUGUUGUGCCCAUAGUCUUAUUGAAUAGGAAGCAACAAAACAAUGUUUGUUCCAUUUUAAUUCGUUUUGGGUAUGUAAAGUGGGAGCUGCAUUUUGAUGCUUUUGACUUAUAGCAUGUAUGUAUUUCUCAAUUGGCCUCCUUGCCCCAUAUUUAUAUGACAUAUAUUGUUUGACAGUUUUUAAGCAUCAAAGUCAGCUUUUUGAUUUAUUUAAUUAUCUAUUUUGUAGACAGUUAUUCAUUACAAGAUGUAAAGAAGAGAGUGUUAAUGAAUCUAAUGAAAUAUAUUUCAACAUCAAAGAACUCGUUUAUUCACGUUUAUGUUUUAGGAGGACUAAAAAUGUCACUUGCUUUGUAGAGAUAUCAUAUGGUGCUAUUUUUGAUUUAGUGUUAUUUUCUUCUGAAAUUCAUUGUGUCGAUAUUCAGAUUUUCAUUGUUGCAGAGCUUCAAUACUUACAUAUGUAUUACUAGCAGAAUAAUUUAUGCUGACAACUUAAUGUUUUCUUUAUUUAUCAUUACUAAAUACAUAUCUAUGUCAUUUUUUAUGUGUAGAAAAAUCAUACACCAAAAAUAACCCCUCUUUAACUUUUGUUUAUAGAGGUAUGCAUCACUGUAUCUUGUUUUGCCAGAAUGGUUUCAUUAUAAUAUAUCUUAUAUGUAUACUGUUAUGUUUUUGAUUUAUUACGACAGGUGAAAGUGAUUUACAUGUAGUAAGAUGGUGCAAUUUUAUGUAUACAAUGCACUUGUUAUAACAAACGAUCAUGAUUAUCAAUGUGUUUGUUCUAGAUGUGUUGUCUAAAUUUAUUUCUCAAUGACAAGGAACAAAUAAAUAAUCAAUAAACAGA